AUGACCAUACUUUCCAGGUUUUCGUAUUUUGAUAGUCUCUUUUCCUUCAAAAAACAAGAGCCUUCCCCUAUUGAAAUAAUUUACUGCAAUGAGAACAAUGGUUUCAUAAAUAUCAAAUCCUUGGAAAGCUCCACCGACGAUAGUAUGGAAGCAGAUAUUUCUGAUAGAGAAAUGGCUACAAUUUUGACUAGAAACAGAAAACAUUUGGGAAAGAUUACGAUUGACAAGAAGAGCAUUAAAAAUCAAUGCAUUAACCUGCAUAACCUGAAAACGGGUAUUGCCACCGAUAAACACAGAUUGAAUGGUGAUGAUUCAACGGGGCAACAAGAUGAAUAUCCACCUGAGGAUUCCUUAGAAUUUAACAGGUUCGAUGACAAGCAAAGUAGAAUCCUAAAGUGUAGCACCAGAAGGAGCUAUUUUGGGUACAAGAAAUAA
Molecule: messenger RNA, 435 nt
Organism: Saccharomyces mikatae IFO 1815
Lineage: Eukaryota; Fungi; Ascomycota; Saccharomycetes; Saccharomycetales; Saccharomycetaceae
Gene: HAB1
Product: Hab1p
Exons: 1
Coding region: 1-435 (144 amino acids)
Source: RefSeq, a predicted model, not a curated record